Cheilinus undulatus (humphead wrasse) is the source of this 1524-nucleotide messenger RNA. RefSeq names its product solute carrier family 2 member 9, like 1 (gene slc2a9l1). NCBI's taxonomy places the organism in Eukaryota, Metazoa, Chordata, Actinopteri, Labriformes, Labridae. The coding region runs from base 52 to 1524 and encodes 490 amino acids. Gene Ontology annotation, molecular function: hexose transmembrane transporter activity. The record is from RefSeq and is a predicted model, not a curated record. The transcript is spliced from 12 exons. Gene Ontology annotation, cellular component: membrane. Gene Ontology annotation, biological process: monosaccharide transmembrane transport.
CCAGCACAGUCAGGACAGAAGCACAGUUCAGCCCAUGACAGCCAGGACAGAAUGGAAACGUUGCUCCAACAGCUGACCCAAGGUAAUGUUCUGCUCCUCAUCGUUACUUUGGGACUUGGUGGAAGCUUUCAACUCGGCUACCAAGCAACUGGACUGAGUUCUCCCUCACCGUUCAUACAGCACUUCAUCAACAGCAGCUGGAGUGACAGAUAUGGAGAACCUCCACCUCCACAGACAGUCACAAUGAUCUGGUCCCUCAUUGUCUCCCUGUAUGCAGUUGGAGCAUUAUGUGGUGCUGUCAGUGUCAAAUUCAUCACAGGCACGCUGGGGAGAAAAAAGGCAAUGAUCUGCAGCAGCUUUGUCAACAUUGUUGCAGCAUCGAUCAUGCUGACGAGUAAAUUUGCCAGAUCUUUUGAGAUGAUUAUCGUGGCGAGGAUCUGCUAUGGUUUCUCUGCGGGUUUGAUAGCUAGCACCCACUCCAUGUAUCUGGGAGAGAUUUCACCCACAAAGUUGAGAGGUGUGGUGACACUGACCUACUCAACCUUCUUGUCACUUGGCAAACUGUCAGGGCAGUUAUUUGGACUAAGUGAGAUCCUGGGUCGUCAGGAGCUGUGGAACGUCCUCCUCUCUCUCCCCUCAGUUUUCUCUGUGGUCCAGGUCAUAGUUCUGCCUUUUCUUCCUGAAGCCCCCAGAUACGUAUUCAUAGAGAAAGGUGACGAGGAAGCCUGCAGAAAAGCUCUGCAGACUCUGUGGGGUAAAGGAGACUACAAACAGGAGAUGGAAGAGAUGCUGGCUGAGCAGGAGGCCAUUAAAAGAGCACUACCGAAAAACCCUCUGCAGCUGCUGAGGGACGGUACUGUCCGAUGGCAGCUUGUCACCAUACUCAUCAUCUACUUCUGCACCCAGAUGUCAGGCAUGUCUGCCAUCAAUGUCUUUUCUUUUGACAUCUUCUUGAAGGUGGGUAUACCAAAAGACAUGAUCCGCUAUGUCACCCUGGGUCUUGGGUUAACUGAAAUCAUCACCUACAUCUUCUGUGGCAUGCUGAUUGAGCGCACAGGGAGGAGGGUGUUGUUCUGGAUGGGUUAUGGCCUCAUGACAACCUGCUGGGUGCUUGCCACCGUCACACUCAAUCUGAAGGACUCCAGUGUUUGGGUCCCGUACAUAACUCCGGGUUUGAUCAUCCUCUUCAUCAUCUUCUUUGCUGGAGGACCAUCAGGAUCCACACCUGUGCUAAUCAACGAAAUCUUCAUCCAGUCUGAUCGGUUAGCUGCAUUUGUCCUGGCUGGGAUUCAGCGCUGGUUCCUGUUUGCUAUCCUAGGCCUCGUCUUCCCUUUUAUUAUUAAUGCUCUGGACACAUACUGCUUUGUGCUGUUUGCCGGUGUUUGCCUCUCCGGUUGUGUUUUUACCUUCUUAUUCCUGCCUGAGACCAAAGGAAAGACCCUGCUAGAGAUCAGCAAGGAGUUUGAAUCCAUCAAAGUAUGUGGGAAAUCUACCGAGGCGGAAAACCCUGAGACCAAGUUAUGA